Molecule: messenger RNA, 3260 nt
Organism: Schistocerca gregaria
Lineage: Eukaryota; Metazoa; Arthropoda; Insecta; Orthoptera; Acrididae
Exons: 2
Coding region: 1-2637 (878 amino acids)
Molecular function (GO): protein binding
Source: RefSeq, a predicted model, not a curated record
AUGUCUUGGAUUCAAGCGGACGAAAACGACGAAGCGCAAGUGAUCCUGACCUGUCCCCCGAAUGCCACGAAUUCCAUCGGCACUUACCACCCAAGCGGGUUCCUGUACGUGUCGCACGUCAGCUUCUCCGCUGCGCUGUCGGAGCACGCCAGGUUCCGGCAACUGCUGGAGGACCACGGGUGCCAAGUUCACUCGGUGUUGGACGUGCUGCGCAUGAACUGCGACGAGGACCCCGAAGCGCGCGCCUCCUUGGAGAGGUUCGCGGCCAGCUGCCUGCACUACCAACUCCUAGACGACGACGAAGCGCACCUCGGCAGUCCCUACAUGGAACAGCUCAGCGAGGAGUAUAAGCUCAAAUCGCUGCAAAACAUGAGUCCGAGUCAAUUGGUCGACAUCAUCUUGACCAAUCCCACCCUGAUGCUCAAAAAGGCCCCUCUGAACACCCUCUUCGAGUGCAAGUCCGUCUCCAUGAACCCCCUCGCGAAUCUCGCGUCCUCCAGAGACUCCCUCAUCGUCACCGCGCGGGGGGUCGUAAUCGCGUCGAUGGCGGCGUUCAAUCGCAAACCGGAGGUCGAGGUGACCAAAUUCUGUCUGGCCAAGCUCGGCAUUCCAAUUUUGGGACAAGUCGACUCUCCCGGCUGCCUCGAGGGCGGAGACUUCCUCCCCGCGGGCCGAUCGCUCUGCUUCCUGGGCGCCGGCAUACGCACCAACUCCCGCGGAAUCGCGCAGCUGCUGGCCAACAACUGGCUCGGAACCGACCGCGUCGCCGUCGUCAAGGACUACUUCGACCGAAAACAGGAACGCAUGCACGUCGACACCCUGUUCAACCUCGUCUCGUCCAGCGCGGCGUUUCUGCACGAAGGCGCCGCGGAAAACUCGCCCACUUGCCGAUACGUAGACGAGUACCGCAAAACCGAACAAGACCAAUACGUCCUCGUCGAACACGACGUCCCAUUCCCCGUCUAUCUCAAGUCGGAAGGUUACGAAAUCAUCUUCUUCAGCGACCGCGUUCAAGCCAACUACGGACCAAACUUCAUUCAUCUCAGCCCCCAAAAAAUCAUCUGCGUCGACGGCGAAGCCGCCAACCUCAUCGCGCCUCACUUUCCGGGCGACAUCGUCGUCCACCCCUACAGAAACGUCGCCGACAUGAACGGCGGCUUUCACUGCACCACUCAAGUCCUGCGCAGACUCGAAAAACCGCGCCCCCUUGAACUCGAACGCGCCGCCGUCGCCGCCUGCUGUCUCGGAGACGCCCCCGCAGUCCUUUCGUGCUUGAAAGAAGGCGUCAAAGUCAACGACACCUUCUGCUCCGGGCACGCUCUCAUUCACCUCGCUGUCAUAUUCGACCACCUGUCACUCGUCAAAGCACUCCUAAACGCCAGCGCCAGAAUCGACCUAUGCACCUCGAGCCUAUUCUCGCCUCUCGACCUCGCCCUCCUCGUCUCCUCACCCCAACAACGCGAUUCACCCGUCGUCCAGUACCUCACUCAACGCGGAGCGCGCGUCAGACGACUUUCGCUCUCCUCCCCACCUAACCUGUCACCCUCUAAUUCCGAACUAAUCGCGCAGCUCCGCGGCAACUUCAGUCACUCCCUGCUCGCCUCCUUGCUCGCCUCUCUCCCCCAGCCCGCUCUCGACGCCCCCCUCGGCUGGAUCUGCUGCAAGACCCCCCUCGAUUCGCCCCACCCGGCCUCGCAGAGCUCUCGUCGCCUCCUCAUGGUCGUCCCCGCCAUCUUCAGCACCAACCUCAAACUCACCUGCCAAUCACCCAUACCGCCCAUCACCGACCGGGAAGUAAUCUGCGACGUGCAACGGGCCUACUCCCACGUCGUUCACACCCUUUCCAAUUGCGGCGUCGAAGUGUACCUAGACACCUCCGACGAGUUCGAACAGGCCCCCUAUGCCUUUCUCAUCGGCUCCUACUUCUCCACUCACCUCACCCCGCACUCGCGCCGGUCGGCGCUCCUUCACCCCCUCACCAACUCCCACCACGCCACUCACAACCCGUUCUACAAGCGACUCGUCUCGUUCCUUCAGGACAAAUACCAACACCUCGUCUCGCCUUCCGACGCGUCCCCCACCACGCCCAUUCAUCACGCCCCUUCCACCCCUCCCGUCCUCCAAUACAACCACUUCGCCACCGUCUUCGACCGCGCCAACCACAUCGCCUACUCCUCCUCACUCGACCCCCACCUGCCCCACGCCCUCCGCCUACUCGGCUACGCCCACGCCCACGUCCCCCCCUCCUCGUCUCCGCUCUCCAAAUCCGCGGAUGUCGACUCCUUCAUGCUCGUCGGCACGCACGUCCUCCUCCUCUGCCAAGACUGGCCCUCUGCGCCCGAUUCCGAGUGUCCCAGCGACACCCUCAAAUCGCUAGAACUCACCCAAUCCAACAAAACAAUCAUCAAAUUCAGCCCCGAACAAGCCGCGCGCGGCGCCAUCCGCAACUCCAUGGAACUCCUCGGCGAAAAAAAUCAACCCAUCUUGCUCACCUCAGACUCUUGCUCUAGCCUCUGGACCAAACAACAACUCGAAGCCCUAGCGCAAACCGGCACCAAACACGUGUCAGUCGACCUAGGCCCCAUCGAACAACUUGUGCAAGGAUCCAUGCAAACGCUCUUCGCCCCCUUGUUCUGAACGCACCUCUCACUCCCAACUGAACAACCGCCUCGCCUAUUUUUUGCUUGUCCGAACGCGCCAACUGCCAACUUCACUCGGCCGCUUCGAACUGCACGCCUCCGUCCCGUGCAACGCGCUCGCGAGCGUACCCUCAACGCGCGCACCUCACCGCCCCUCCGUCCGCCCGGCGCGCACGCGCUCGUCAAAUGCCGCGCCCACAACCGCCACCAAACACGUUGCAGCACAAAAAAUUGACAUUUUUUCGCUGCUCGCGUACGAACCCAAAUCCGCGGCCGGCGAAGAGGUGGCGGUCCAGCUUCCGAGGCCGCACACAGCAAAGAAGACGCCUCGACCCCUUCGUACCCCCCCCCCCCUUUGCCUCUCAAAGUCACACACAUCCAACGCGCCUCGGGCGGUCCUCGACUCAAAGACACCAAACCCUGUCCUCGACACGAGGACCUCUCGCCGAGCGGGCGCCGCAAAACACGACGACGACGCCCCUCUCACUGCACCGCGCAGAGCGCCCACGAACGCGCCGCAAAAAGGCACCUCCGAACAGCGUUACUAUUGUGUACAAAGUUUGCGUUAUAACGGAUGACAAAUAAAAAAAUCGACAUGCGCGGCGCUUGUUUAAAAGUGUA